Molecule: messenger RNA, 2978 nt
Organism: Taeniopygia guttata (zebra finch)
Lineage: Eukaryota; Metazoa; Chordata; Aves; Passeriformes; Estrildidae
Source: RefSeq, a predicted model, not a curated record
CGCUGACGUCAUCGCCGCGCGCCGCCAUGGCCGCCACGGCGGGGCUGGCGCGGCCGCGGGCGCUGUUCCUGGCCGGGCUGGCCGCGGUCUACAUCGCCGCCUUCGGCUCCCUCUACGUGCAGAUCCCCGGGCUGUACGGGCGCUCGGGGCUGCUGCCGGCGCGCCGCGUGCUGCGGCCCGGCGGGAAGGGGCUGUGGGAGCAGCUGCGGGACGUGCCCACGCUGCUGUGGCUGUGCCCGCGCCUGGGGCUGGACACGGAGCAGGGCAUGGAGCUGCUGUGCCUGCUGGGCGUGCUGGCUGCGCUCGGGGCGCUGCUCUGGGACGCCCUGAGGGACUGCCUGGUGUUCGCUCUGCUCGCUGGGUUCUACCUGUCGCUGUACCAGGUGGGGCAGGUGUUCCUGUACUUCCAGUGGGACAGCCUGCUGCUGGAGGCCGGGUUCCUGGCCGUGCUGGUGGCCCCCCUGCGCCUGCUGCGGUGGGGGUCCCCGGCCUGGAGACCCCACGACGCCGUCACCUUCUGGGCCGUGCGCUGGCUGCUCUUCCGCCUCAUGUUCGCCUCGGGCGUGGUGAAGCUCACCAGCCGCUGCCCCACCUGGUGGGGGCUCACAGCGCUGACCUACCACUACGAGAGCCAGUGCAUCCCCACGCCGGGCGCCUGGCUGGCCCACCAGCUGCCCGUGUGGUUCCAGAAGCUCAGCGUGGUGGGCACCUACGUCAUCGAGGUGGCCGUGCCCGCGCUCUUCUUCGCGCCCCUGCGCCGCCUGCGCCUCUUCGCCUUCUACUGCCAGGUGCUGCUGCAGGUCCUCAUCAUCCUCACGGGCAACUACAACUUCUUCAACGCGCUGACCAUCGUGCUGACCUCCUCCCUGCUGGACGAGCAGCACGUGGGGCGCUGGCUGGGCCGGCCCCGCAAGAGGCACGGUGCUGGCUGGCCCCCCAGGCUGGGCUGGGUGCUGGGCACGCUGCUGGAGCUCAGCACCUACGGGCUGCUGCUCUGCUGGACCAUGCGCUACUUCGGCCUGGAGCUGGACUGGGACAGGAGGGUGCUGGAGUCCAGAGUGGCCUUCACCUACCACGAGUUCACCACCUGGCUGCGCACCGUGACCCUGCCGCUGGUCGGGGUGGCCUUCCUGUCCCUGUCCUGGGAGAUCCUGGUGGCCCUGUACCGCUGUGUCUGCCUCCGGGGAUGCUUCUGGAAGCUCUGGGCCACCCUGCAGUGGGCCAUCAUGGGCACGGCCACCGUGGGGCUGUUCGCUGUCAGCCUGGUGCCCUUCACCUACAUCGAGCACGAGUCCAACGGGAAGCUGUGGCCCGGCAUCCACCAGAUGUUCGGGGCCGUGGAGCGCUUCCAGCUGGUCAACUCCUACGGGCUCUUCCGCAGGAUGACCGGCGUGGGCGGCCGGCCCGAGGUCAUCCUGGAGGGCAGCUACGACGGGCACAGCUGGACGGAGAUCGAGUUCAUGUACAAGCCCGGGAACGUGAGCGUGGCCCCGGCCGUGGUGGCCCCGCACCAGCCCCGCCUGGACUGGCAGCUCUGGUUCGCCGCCCUCGGGCCCCACCAGGGCAGCCCCUGGUUCAGUGCCCUGCUGCUGCGCCUGCUGCAGGGACAGCCCGACGUGAUCCGCCUGGUGCAGACCGACGAGUCCCGGUACCCGUUCCACGCCCGCCCUCCCACCUUCCUGCGGGCCCAUCUCUACAAGUACUGGUUCACGACCCCCAGCGAGGGCAGCCCCGCGCCGUGGUGGCGGCGGCAGCGCGUGCAGGAGUUCUUCCCGGCCGUGUCCCUGGGUGACCCCACGCUGGAGUCCCUGCUCAGCCAGCACGGCCUCAAGGACAAGCCCCCUGACCCCAUUUCCCCCCAGGACCAGCCCCCUCCGCGCCGCGGGGCCCAGGCGCUGCUGCCGCGGCUGCUGGGCUCCGUGCGCCGCCUGUGCCAGCCCUGCUCGGGCCCUGUCCUGCUCUGGUCCCUCUACCUGGUGGCCGCCACCGCGGGGCUGCUGCGGGCCCUGGCCCGGCGGGCCCGGGGGGGCGCGACCCCCGCCCGCCACAAAGGGCCCCGGGACCACCGGGGUGAGCGCAACGGGGCACGGGGCACCGAGGGGGCACGGGGGAACGAGGGCCGGCACGGCAACAAGAGGAAGAAGUAGCCCCCGCAGCCCCCCAGAAAUGGGGCACAGGCAGGGAGUCCCCAGCUGGGGGGGCAGCGCUUGUGGGACCCCGGCCCGGGGGGUGCCCGUGUGCCAGUGCCUUCAGCACGGUGUGGCCGUGGGGCUGGGGACAUGCCCGGGGCUUGGGGACACCUCCCUCUGCCUGGGGACCCCUUGGGGACACCUCCCCCUGUCUGAGGGACCCCUUGGGGACACCUGCCCCAGCCUGGGGGACACCUCCCUCUGCCUGGGGACCCCUUGGGGACACCUCCCUCUGUCUAGGGACCCCUUGGGGACACCUCCCUCUGCCUGGUGACCCCCUUAGGGACACCUCCCUCAGCCUGGGGGACCCCUUGGGGACACCUCCCCCAGCCUGGGGACCCCUUGGGGACACCUCCCUCUGUCGAUGGGGACACCUGCCCCAGCCUGGGGACCCCUUGGGGACACCUCCCUCUGCCUGGGGACCCCUUGGGGACACCUCCCCAGUGUCCAGGCACUCCUGGGGACCUGUCCCUGCUCCCUGGGGACCCCCCUAGGGUUUGAGGGGUGCUUGGGGACAUGUCCCAGUGUCUGGGGACCCUUUGGGGCCCCGGCCCCAAUGUGGGUGACCCCCCUGCAGUGCCCAGGGACCCCUGGGGACCCCUCCAGACCCCAGGGUGGGGGGCUCAGAGCAGGUGGGGGCUCCGUGCCCGCGGGGCAGUGCCAGCCCUCCUGUCACCCUGCCCGCGUCACUUUGGGGUCCCCCAGGCACUUUGGGGUGCUCCCCCCGCCCGGCUCAGCCCGAGCCCAGAGGUUUCCUAUAAUUUUCUAAUUAAAGCCUUGGACAUUCCA